AACCGCUGGGUGGCGACAGACAUAAGCCACUCCCUGCACGCUCUCAGCAGAAGAAGACGGGAAUUUACGAAAAAAAGGCAUCAUUAGCUUCGCCGCGUCAGAUUAUUAGUCAAUAGCAAAAACACAGUAAAAGGACUGACAGGUGCGUUUGUUUUCAGUAUUACGAAUCGGUGCUAGUUGUAAAUAAUGCAUAUUUGUCCGUCGUUUAUACUUUAAAGCCUCUUUUGCAACGCUGAUAAUGCUGAAAAUGAAGCUACCGAUGAGAACGGGCGAGGAAGGGGGCGACGAGACGCCUGAGGACGACUCUUUGGAUCCAUCGGAGCCCCGACACGCUCCCACGACGACACCUUCCUCCCUGGUCUACGAGAGACUGCAGGAGCCCCCGGGGCCGGGUAUCCACGCAACGCAACUGGACAAAGAGACCGUUUUCGAGUGGUUCGGCCUACAUUCAAACCCCGCUAAGCGGAUCGAGUUCAUGUGCGGGCUGCUACAUAUGUGUCAACCCUUGGAACUCCGGUUUUUGGGAUCUUAUUUAGAGGAUCUUGGUAGGAAGGACUACCACGUUUUAAGAGAUUACGAGUGUCGAGCGAACACCCCGGGCGAGGUGGGGAUGCUGACAAAUGUGUUGGACCCGGUGGUGCGGUCCAAACUCUUGGUCUUCCUCUCGCUGCUCGGGUCUGACAACAGGGAAUGUGCUGGAAUACUCUCCCGGGUGCUGAGCAAUGUGGACCUGGCCCUGUUCUACAGAAACUAUGACUACUCCCUCCCUCCGUUCAGGGACCCUCUCCCGCAGGCUUUCUACCCUCCGUAUCGGGAGGGGACCGCGUUCGGGCAGCCGGAGAAGCCCUGCGAGCUCCCCGCCAGCGACACCGCGGCGGAGGCGCUGGAACAGCUGGCGCUGCUCUUCACCAUGGCCUCGCUUCACCCAGCCUUCCAUUUCCACCAAAAGGAAGUUGUCCGCGGGCUGCUGGAGAAAACCGAGCUGUUGCUGGAGGGGGAGAGGCGGCAGAGGCAGCUCAGAAUAAACGCCCAGACGCCGACGACGCCAAAGAGCCACAAUGGAGGGAUAAAAGAGCCUCAUGUGGCUCCGGAGCCUCAGGUUGCAGACCCCUGGGUGGGUCAGCAGGAGGACUACAUGCCCUCGGUGCAGGGUCUGGGAGAGUGCACAGCCUCCCACGCUGCUUGUCAGACCCGACGGCCCAGCCGGUGGGCAGCACAAAGAGAAGCAGUUCAUAUCGAAGGGAUUGUGCUCAGGAGCGUCUCCCGGACCGGAGCCGACAAGGAAUACAACUUCGAGGUGAAGUGGUCUGACUCCUCCUCCAGUCGUGUGACCAAAACCCACCAUGAACUCGAGAACUUCCUUCUUAAGCUUCCAAAGGAUCAGACCACAGAGUCUUUUGAGAAGAGCAUUCUGAGACUUCUGAACCAAGGGGACCAGUAUGAGAGCAGGGAGGUGGAGAACAACCUCAGGGAACGGUUUCUGUCGGCUCCUCCGCUCUUCAGACAGACCAGGAAGGUCUGCAGCUUCUUCACCUGUGAUUCAGCUCACUCCUCCAAACCCGCUUGUUCCAUAUGCCACUGCCAGCCAAAUAACGCCUACCAUCAAGACUGCUCGGACGCCUCCAGUCAGGAGGAAGAGUCUUACGUUCAGGGACCCAAGAAAAAGCACGGAUCCAGGAGUCCAUGUCCUCUCUUUCCCAGUGCCAAAGGCCCCACAGUGGACACUCGGAGGGGGGGCCACGCCGUGGAGGUUAACGGUCCUGCAGAAUGGAGGAAGAAGAGCUGUUCACCCCGGGGUGGCCCGGAGAAAGAGCAGCAUCGUGAGUCUGAGAAGAGAAUCCACGCCGUCGCUAAGAUGAAGAGCAGAGUCCAGCCUGCAGACAGGGAAAAGGGUGGAUCGAAGGGAAAAGGGGGCGGCUUCGUUACCGUGACUAACCUGGCAGCGGCGCGGUCCCCUCAGAGGAAAGGGGGCGUGUCUAUUCCUGACACCUGCGGCGACACGUCGUCGGAGAGCUACAGCUCCCCCUCCAGCCCCCAGCACCGCGGCGCCGAGAGCCUGGACAGCGAGGAUGACAACAACAAAGACACAGACAGCCACUCUGACGAUGGCAGGAAGGGGGGCACUGCCGCCAUGUACUUCACAGACCCGGCUGUGGUGGAGGGGGUCCGCUGUCUGUCUUCCAACAACCUGAAGCCUCAGAUGGAGACUCUCUGCUCCGACGCCGGCGCCGAGUUCCCCCCCCUGUCCUUCAUCAACCCUAUUCCCUGCGUUCUUCCCAACGGAGCCGCCGACUCAGCCAUCCCCGUGGUCUCCCCCCCGGCCCAGAACCUGGUUCCUGACGGGAAGGCCCUGGGGGGGAUGAUGGUGCAGAUGUCUUUAGGACCUCCACCUGUCCCAGGCCCGGGCGCCACCGGGGACCCCGAGAAGAGGGAGGUGCUGCCCCCCUUUGGGAUCCCCCCAUUUGGGCUCCACCCCCCGGCUAACCUGGGGGUGCAGCCGCUGGUUCAGAGGUUCAAAACCGCCCUGCCCCAGAGCCCCGCCUGCCCUGAGGGGGCGCCGGAGUCCAGCCCCGCAGGCCCACACCCGCCCCCCGUCAGAGCCAUGAGAGUCAUGUCCCCCGGGCCCACCUCCUACUCCUCCCCCCUGCUGUCCUGCCAAGACCCGGUCAACGUCAGUCCGGGGCUGGCCGCUCUGCCGCAUGUGGACUCCUCCCCCGCCAAGCACCACGGCCUGAGCCUUCCCUCGGGCAUGCCUCCCGCCUACAGCCUCCCCCUGGUGCCCAACUCUGUUCUGCCCUCCGUCGGAGCCCCCAUGGUGCCGGGGGUGGCCCCCCCUGGACCCGCCCUCACACAGAGCCCGGGCCCCGCCCGCAGCCACAGCCCCUCCCUCGUUCACAGCUCCACGCAGAGCGACGGCCCCUCCCACAGCAGCAGCAGCGCUUCCUGUGGCACCGCCCCCGCCGCCACGGGCAGCCCCCUCACCCUCCAGCAGAGCCAACCGCUGCCCCCUCAGCAGCCCACACCCCCCCAGCAGCAGCAGCCGCCAGGGGGCUGUGGAACGUGCGGCUGCCACAACAACUGCGGCAGCCGCGGCGGCGCGAGCGCCGCCUCUGGCUGCCAGGCUCCUCUGUACUUCCCCGGCCACCAGAUGGCGGCGCGCCACGUCUUCAGCGUUCCGCCGUCUCUCUUCCAGCUCACCAACCUGUGCAGCAACAGCUACCUCACCCAGCCCCCCCCAUCCCACCAGGCCAACGGCGCCGCCACCCUGCCGCCGUUUUUCACCACGGGUCCGCCCCCAGCGUCCCCCUACCUUCAGACUCACAGCCACUCGGACAUGCUUGGCAGUCAGGCGGCGGCGAUGGCGGCCGCCGCCAACUACAACCUGCAGCAGCAGCUGGCUCCAGCGGCGUCCUUCUGCCAGAGAGUCUACCAGCACAUUUACCCCAGUCCUCUGGGGAUGCUGCCCAUGGCCGCUCUGGCAGGGGGCGGAGUCAACAAGAAGAACGGCAGCGUUUCGUGCUUCAACUGCGGCGUGAGCGGCCACUACGCUCAGGACUGCAACCAGCCUUCCAUGGACUCCAGCCAGCAAGGUGGUUUCCGGCUGAAGUACCCGGGCUCCCACGUUUCAGAAGCACUUGACAACGCCGACUAAACGGAAACAUGAAGAGGAGCGGCGCCCCCGCUCAGCCGCGCCCCGCCCCCCUCCCACAGGUACGGCGCUCCCCGCGAGCGGCUCCCUGAGGCAGCUGUCCUGUCCUCCAGCAGAGCGACCUUCAAGGGCUCAGUGGACAAACCUGACAUGUGCCUGACAACUGUCUCGUUUCCAUGGGGAUGACUCGAACCCGGCAGAGUCAUGUGACUCCUGCCCCCUCUCCCUCCCCCUCCCCUUCAGCUUUGAUAUUUUUGCACUGAGGGUUGGAAAAUAUUAAAUUAUUACUUAAUUAUUAGAAAGUUAAGAGUAUUUUUGUUUUUACAUGAGACUCUAGUGUCAGUUCAAAUGUUCUUAAUACACUUCUUUCUAAAGGAGCCUAUUUAUGCUUUCGCCUCAUGAUUACUGUCAGAUUUUAUUGUCUUGUACAGCCGUUUUCAAAGAUCAAAAAUCAAAAAGAGUGAUGGAAGCAGAACAAUGUUUUUGUUUUUUCUAUUUUGCUGAAAUGAAUGUACACCUUCUCAUUAGGAAUCUGUAUUAAAGUCUUGAGCGAUGUUUGCCACUCAACAUACAGAAUGUUUGUCUGGAAGGUGAUUGCUGCUUUGUAAUAUUUGUUUUUUAAAUCUGGAUAAAUGCACUAAAGCAUAGCGUGAACUGUAACAGCGCCAGAACUAAGAUUUCUUUUCAUUUGUGCUGAAAAAAAAGCAAACUGCUGUUUGUUUUUGAUAUUCUUUAGUGCAGCCAGCUUUUUUAUUUCUCUUUUUUUAUGUGUAAUAUUUUAGACUUAAAUCAAACUACAAAUGAGAUCGACACUGCCCAGCUCCUCCUCCAGAUGGACCUUACAAAGCUGCCAUGUUUGUUGUGAAGGUCGUCUUCAGAAGGAAUCAGUUUUAUGGUGAAGAUGGUAACUGCGCCCCCUUUACUGCUUGGAUGAUUUCUCUAGAAAGUAAAACUAUUUAAGGUUUUUUCAUGUUCUGAGCUGAAGCAGCAGCUUUGGCCUCCAGCUGUGUUUGCUGGACGUCACGGUAACGUCUGGCGAUGGCGUAGCAGCAGAAAUCCCAGCACUGCUCCCACGGCAGCUUUACCACACUCACACAAAAACCCUUCGUUUUUAAGAUUUCUGGACAAACGAGAGAUACGUUUGAUGUCUGUAGAUAAACUUCUUUCGACACUUGAUCCAAGUUCAAUUUCCUGAGAAGGCCGAGUGGCAGGAAGUGUUUUAUUUGUAUGUGAUUUUUAAGGAAACAUUUCUUGUAACAAAAAAAUAAACUGUUUUUAGUUUGAAGGAACCCUUCAGUGACAUUUAUUUUGAAAUGUUUUAUUUGCAGUUCAAAGGCUUGAAAAGCAGCUUGUAAGAAGAGAAGGUGUCACAACUAUUGCUGCUAUUUUGUUUGAUUUCCUGUCCAAAAGUUCCAGUUUGUUGUAUUUGCAGUUAAUAAAAACAUUCAGAAUCUGUAAA
This is a messenger RNA of Oryzias melastigma (Indian medaka), 5108 nucleotides long. RefSeq names its product zinc finger, CCHC domain containing 2 (gene zcchc2). The record is from RefSeq and is a predicted model, not a curated record. The coding region runs from base 239 to 3652 and encodes 1137 amino acids. Lineage: Eukaryota; Metazoa; Chordata; Actinopteri; Beloniformes; Adrianichthyidae. Gene Ontology annotation, molecular function: nucleic acid binding; zinc ion binding. The transcript has 15 exons.